Mycotypha africana is the source of this 1293-nucleotide messenger RNA. RefSeq lists its product as uncharacterized. NCBI's taxonomy places the organism in Eukaryota, Fungi, Mucoromycota, Mucoromycetes, Mucorales, Mycotyphaceae. The record is from RefSeq and is a predicted model, not a curated record. The coding region runs from base 329 to 1006 and encodes 225 amino acids. The transcript is spliced from 3 exons.
UUUCAAGUAGUUUUUGGCUUCUUUGGACGGCAUUAGAUUAUAGAAGACGAGAUGACAAGUCAUAACUCAAUAUAUCUUGAAGAAAGACAAUCUCUGUGGUGGAUAAUUAAUCUAAAGCGACCGCUUCCUGCAAGAGCUCCAAAGAAGACAGCUCAAUGAAAUAACAUUGUGUGGGGUUAAAUGGAAUGGCAGACAAUAUUAUUCGGAAAAAUGAUGUCCACAUUGCCCAUGGAUAUUAAAGCAGACGAUGAGAAAUCAAGAUUGUUCAGACGAAGGUAGUCAUGGUGGUAGGUUUACUGAAAGUGUCUGAAUUUUAGGAAUAAAGUUAAUGGGAAACGAUUACUUGGAUUGUCUGAAUUAUGUAAUUGAAAAAAUCCAAUUUGAUAAAAAAACGUCUAAAUCAAAACUGAAAAUACUAGUAAUGAGGAACGAAGAAGACCAGCAGUGCAGUAGAUUUAGAAAAAAAUUUUGUUGUUGUCAUUUGUUAUUUUUGCUAAUGGACCAGCAGACGCCAUUGUACAAGUGGGCUUCUGAAGAACAAAUUAAUCAGUUCAAACAAUAUCUCAUACGGUCUACGCCUACUACAACCUCUCUACUAGGAUAUCUUAUCAGUUACGACUAUUACGGAACCUCUCACCGUGAAGAUGCUGAAAUAAACAUUUGGUCAUCUCAUCCAGAUCCUUUUGAAACAGAAGAUAUUGUUGUCUGGGUGAUAGAAUCAAAUAAGGACACUAUUCGAAUUCUGGUUAAUACAGAAGUUUAUUUGGAUCAACAUGUGAAUGAUAAAUUGACAGCUGCAGAAGCCUAUACUAUGAAUAUUGAAGCAAUUGCGCACCAGAAAGAACAACCUGCAUAUUGCAACUCACCAAAAGAUGAAGCUUUGUAUAAAAAGAGUAAAGAAAUUGUGGAACGAGUAUUGAUUACCUUUUUUAAACAAUUUUUCAAUGCAAAAGCAACAGUUUUAUUUACGGUUCACCUUUUCCAUUUUAGAAAUCACUUUUUAUGAUAUAAAUCUGUUAUGGGUGCCUGUACUUUAUCAGCUCUUUGAUAUUGUACAUGACGGUCCAUGCUACAAAUUUAUAAGACAAUGUUCUCUUCCUCAAUUAGAAUAUGGUCCUGGUUUGCCGAUAGAGAAGUACAUUUUUACGGAUUUGGAAGAAAAUGAUGUUUACCUUGUUCAAUCAAGGAAUAAAAUACCUUUUGACCCAGCCUAUGUCAAGGAUUGUUUUCACACCUCGUCAGCCAUUCGAACCCGAUCUACAAACGAAUUAGUUGCGUGGGCAAUGACGCAUC